UGUCCAUCACCACUAAGUCCUGAAAAUUACCACUGACAAUUCUGUUGGAAGUUGAAUUAGUGGAUACUGUUCUGUUUUUUUCACUCCUCUAUGAAAAUAAUUGUGUUUUUAUGAAAGAGGUCAGGAGGUCCAUGCUUGAAAAUUUUCAAGUGUUGCAUUAGGUUAGAGCUUCUCUUAAGAAAGCGUAAAACUCUUUCUUUAGAAAGAACAUCUAUUAAUACAGUUUCUAGUUACGAGGGCCAAGGUCUAAAGGACAAGCCAAAAGAAUGACAGAGGAAGGGGAUUUAGGGCUAACAGGUGGUCCCCAGACAUAUUGGCUGAAAGGCAGUUCACAGCUAAAGUGUCAUAUGUGGGUGUUACUGUGCUCCUCAUCCAUGCUCUCGGUAGAGUCGUUCUGGAACACUCCUGGUUCUCGCUAUGGCCAUAAGAAGUGACUUUCACGAGACCUUCAGAAGAAUAGCUCGGCUCUUUUACUGGUUCCCCAAAUCACUGACCUGCUCAAAGAAUUGGAAAUCCAAGCUGCUCUGGAGCCAAGGUGGGGAGGGUAAAUACAUAUGUCAUGCUCACUGCCGAGACCUGGUGCAUCUGGAUUAUCCACAAAAUGGGAAAGUAUCAGGCUGCAUGCUGACUUCUGAAGUAAGACAUUCAAGCAAAAACAACAGUCAGGAUGUUGAAAAAGAGAAGGAAACCCACAGUUACCUCAGCAAAGAGGAGAUCAAAGAGAAAGUUCAUAAAUACAACUUAGCAGUCACAGACAAGUUGAAGAUGACCUUGAAUUCAAAUGGGAUUUACACUGGCUUCAUUAAAGUACAGAUGGAACUCUGCAAACCUCCACAGACUUCUCCAAACUCUGGAAAACUCUCUCCCAGUAGCAAUAGCUGUAUGAACACACUUCAUAUCAGCAGCACAAACACUGUCGGGGAAGUGAUCGAGGCCCUGCUCAAAAAGUUUCUCGUGACUGAGAGCCCUGCCAAGUUUGCACUUUAUAAGCGUUGUCACAGGGAAGACCAAGUCUACGCCUGCAAGCUCUCAGACCGGGAACAUCCACUCUACCUGCGUUUGGUAGCAGGGCCCAGAACAGACACACUUAGUUUUGUUCUUCGUGAACAUGAAAUUGGAGAGUGGGAAGCCUUCAGCCUUCCAGAGCUCCAGAAUUUCUUGCGGAUCUUGGACAAGGAAGAAGAUGAGCAGCUGCAGAACCUGAAGAGGCGCUACACAGCCUACAGACACAAGCUGGAAGAAGCCCUCCGUGAGGUGUGGAAGCCUGAUUAAAGCAGGGCUCCCUGCCCUCGAGGCCCCAUGUGGGACAGACCUACAGAACAGCACCAAGAGCCUCUGUUCUCAGAGGGCUGCUGUCUUGCCCCAGUAUGCUAGGGUCCUCCCCUUUUAAUCUGUAGAUUUUGUUCCCCAAAUCUGGUCACACAGCAUCCUGCACCUUAGUGUCUCAUGUAAGGGACUCUGCAAGCUUGUUGUUCAGCACCGCAGUGUUACCUCUUGGCAAGCUGUGAACCUGUAGCCUCAUCAGGAGCAUUCGAGGGUGCUUGGAAGCAUGAACUCUGGGGUUUUUUUUUUUUUUUUAAUUUUCUUUUAGUUAUUUUAAUUAUGUGAUGAUGCUGUUAAGCUUAUGGAUGUGCAGAUGAUUUUUAAAAAAGCUUAACUAGGAGUCUAUCUUUCUGAAUACUUGUCCUGUUUUGAAACUACCUGUCUUUUUUUUAACGUCAGAGGAAUUGAUCCAUGUGAAUCAAAAGGCACAGGAAUCUAGGAACUCUGAGGAAUUUAUUGUGAAGGAUUUUGUUGGGGGUUGACAGAGAGGAAAGCGUAAGUUUGGAGAAGGUGUGUGGCGUGGUGGCGAGCGCUGUGGGCUGUGGAACGUUACUUGGCUUUUCAGUUAGGUGUAGUGGAGAAAGGGGUAGUUGCUUAUAAACGAGUUAAAAGCAUUCAGUGUUGAGAUGUUAAACCCAUUUUAGGAUCUCUUGGUUUCCUGGUGGGUAAAAUGUGGGAACAGAGCCAGAGGCAGAAGCUAGAACAGACAGAGGGACCCGUGAACUCCGCAGCAGACGGACCGGAGACUCGGGCAGGUGGAGCCUGCUGUCCUGGGCAGACGUGGGCCUCACGCAGCUGGAACUGACCCGCUCCUCUGCCCCUUUGGAGUGGAAGGUCUCAUUGGUGUAGCUUCUCUGCAUAGGCAGGACAGUGACCGCAAACUCUUGUUAAGUUACAUACAGUGUAUAGUUUACCCCCCACAGGUGGUUUUCAGAGUUGAGAUGGAAUUUUGGCAGGGGUGGUUGUUUUUCCCUUGAUUGCUAGCUAGGAUAUUUAUCAAGUACACUUUUGUGACAAUCACUCCCUUCCCUUUUAUUCCUCCUUUCCUUUUUCUUCCCCUUUUUCUCUGUCCCACCCUUCUCUCCUUCCCUCUCCUCCCCUCUCCUCCCUUUCCCUUUCCUCCCCCUCCCUUUCUUUUCUACGUUGAAAUCUGUUCUUACAUAAUGUAGAACAGGGCUAUUGAAUAAAGACCCAGUCCUACCAAAUCUUUAGUUCUAAAGGACAACUUGAUUAUGAGUAGGAGGGCCCCAAGAAAGGGAGGAACGUCCAUACCCAGCUAACCACACAACAGGGCUUCACUAUGGAAAUAUUUUAACAAAAGUACAUGUUAUUACCAACCAAAGAAAUUGCAGGUGCAAUAGAAGCCUUCCUUAAAACAAGCUAAAUAACCUCAUUUUAUGCAGCAGUUUAAUCUGAGAACAGAGGGAAAGGUGUGCAGCGGUUCCAGAGGGGCCUUAUAUUCUAUUUUUAGUCUAAAUAUUUUUUGUUUAUAAAUUCCCAAGGAAUUGUUAACACUUUGGUGACACCUAAUGGAUUCUUUUUGAAAUUCCAAGGUGCUGCAGUUCUUUGCCUAAGUGAACUGUGCCUUUUAUUGCAUUUCUGUUCCUCUCUUGGUGGCUCUUCUGACUUUUCAGAGAAUACCCAUCUUGUUGGAGGCAGACUUACGUUGUUGUUAUGCUGUGCCACACAAUUUAUUAAGACAAUCAUAUCUUCCUAAGCAUUUAAGGAAAGUUGAAAAAAAAUAGAAUUAGCAGCUAUAAAAUAUGUAUGGCACAUCUUGUUUAAUUUUGCAUGUAACUUCUCUUUAGUAUAUUGAUGAGGUUUUAGUGACAUUGUCACCUAACACUUUACCUUUAUUGUUCAGGGAUUGCCUUUGUGAUUUUUAUACUGGUUUUACUGCUCAGACUGUGGCCUGGGUUUGAGUAUAUUGUUAGCAGCCACCUGGUUUUUUACUUAUUCAUCCCAGUAAACUUAUAUUUUGUGAGGCAUUUGUUUCUCAGAUUAAGACACUGUUAGAACCUAAAAUAGUAGCUGAUGGGUAUCUGUGAAUUUUUUUUUUUUUUACUUGAAGUAGACUGUCUAACUAGGCAUCCUCAUCUGUAUUUAUCCAGAACCUCACCCACUGUCAUGUGCACUACGAAUUGCAAUUUGGAAACUUACUGUAUUGAAAUUCUGUCAGUUAAUGUUUCUUGAAGAGUGAUGUUUUUUCCCAAACACUGGUAAUUGCAGCCGCAUUUUUAAUGUGUAAGUGAAGAAAAAAGGCCGCUAAGGCCAAAGAUUUUUAAAGAAUCAUUGUACAAAUCAUUAUGUUAAACUAUCUAAGCUUUGCUGUAAUACUGUUUUCUCUUCAGUAUGUGAUGGUACAGGAAAGAUGUUAAAUGAAGGGGGUAGUAUUGCAGGAGAGCAUUUUAAAUGACAGAAGUAAAAUGUUAUAAUAUUUAUAAUUUUGAUGGGUUUAUUUUUGUAGGGAAGAUUUUUCUCCCCUAACAUUGUUUAUAGAAUGGCAAAAUUGUUUCCAUUAUUAAAAACUGAAAUUAUUAGUUGA
This is a messenger RNA of Cebus imitator (Panamanian white-faced capuchin), 3868 nucleotides long. It is a transcript of the gene RASSF3, whose product is annotated as Ras association domain family member 3. The transcript is spliced from 6 exons. Gene Ontology annotation, biological process: signal transduction. Lineage: Eukaryota; Metazoa; Chordata; Mammalia; Primates; Cebidae. The record is from RefSeq and is a predicted model, not a curated record. Bases 418 to 1272 code for a protein of 284 amino acids. Gene Ontology annotation, cellular component: cytoplasm.